CUUUCAACAUGUUUUCUACCAGCCGAAAUUAUGAAGGAUAUGGGACGUGGUUCAUGUAUGUAACUGCCGUAUAUGGCGAAAAGGUAAUGAUUGUCUAAAUUAUAUUAUUAUUAAAACUGGUUUAGUUUUGUGUAAAUUUUUUUUUUUUAAUGUAAUUUAAAUUUUGUUUCUAGGACAUACGUCGUGGAGUUCAGCUCUAGCGAGAGCUAAUGGGGCCGCUCACUCCUGGGAGAGCCCUAUAUGUUAUUGGAGAUCUGGUUUUCUUAUUUGGACCUGUUGCUCUGGGGGUCGCUUAUGCCGCGACAUACUUCUUCUUGUUGGAGUUGCAGGGCCCUACGGCUACGGGGCGGUUUGAAGAGUUCGUUACUCCCAACAUUACCGAUAUAGAGAGGUUGAGGGCGGCAAUGAUCGAGUUUGAAUACAACCGUUUCCGAUUCAGAAGGGAUCAGAUUUUUGCUGAGCGACGUUUCUUUGGAGGACUGCGUCUGCCAAUCGUUCAAUUGGAGGAGCGGACAAGUCCAAAUCAACCUUCAUCAUCUUGCCCCACGAUUAUUGCCAGUGAAAAGUCAGUAUUGUUGUCGGAGCAAUCAUUAAGUUUAGCUACUAAUUUUGGUUCGGAUUUAUCGUAUGAACCUCCAAUGCCGGUUGUAAAAACACCAAAAAUUAAUGUUUUAACUGCAGAGCUCAUUGCUGUACUUGACAGAACUAAUGUCAGUAGUAGAAAUGCAAUGUUUAUUAUAACUGCUGUUCUGUCAAGUGUUGGCAUCAAAGUGGAAGAGACAACUCUUAGUUACAGAACAAUUCAACGAGCUCGCAUGAUAGUACGGAAAGAGAUUGCUGUAGGAUUGAAAAAUGAUUUUAAAUCACACGAUAAGUACGUCAUACACUGGGAUGGAAAAUUACUGCAGGAUAUUGUUGGAUCAAAAAGCGUAGAUCGGCUGUCAGUUCUCCUUACGGCAUUUGGCGUUGAACAAUUACUAGGAGUCCCAAAAAUGGACUCUGGAUCAGCACAGAAUCAAACAACAGCUAUUUUGAGGACUUUGGAUGAAUGGGGUCUUAGUCGCUAUGUAAAGGCUACGUGUUUUGACACAACUGCUGUGAACACAGGAAUUCAUAACGGAACAUGUGUAGAAAUUGAAAAAGCUCUAGGAAGAGAGUUAAUUUACUUGCCAUGUCGCCAUCAUAUUUCCAUCACAUCGAUUUGAGUGCUAUCAAUAAAAUCAACAACUUACCGAACUUUUUACCAACUAAAAAGUUUGAAGAACUGCAACUGAACAAGAUUUAUCAAAUCACGGAAAUUAAGAAAGUCAACACAAAAUAUGGACCAAAAAUUUUGGGAAUUGUGGAAAACGAGUUUUCAAUCUUCUUCCCGAAUCGAAUCAACCGGAUGCUCAUCGAUGAUGAAGAGCAGUUAACAUCACUGAUCGAUUUGGCCUCAGCAGGAGAACUUCACUUGAAUUAUUUCGGAACAGCUUAUCACAAGUUUGAAUUUCUUAUCAAACCUUCAUAAUCAAGAAUAAAUUAUAAAUUACUUCAAUUAAAUUUAUG
Messenger RNA from Cotesia glomerata, 1548 nucleotides. RefSeq lists its product as uncharacterized. The record is from RefSeq and is a predicted model, not a curated record. NCBI's taxonomy places the organism in Eukaryota, Metazoa, Arthropoda, Insecta, Hymenoptera, Braconidae. The transcript is spliced from 4 exons. The coding region runs from base 210 to 1205 and encodes 331 amino acids.